Messenger RNA from Malurus melanocephalus (red-backed fairy wren), 956 nucleotides. It is a transcript of the gene SDHB, whose product is annotated as succinate dehydrogenase complex iron sulfur subunit B. The record is from RefSeq and is a predicted model, not a curated record. Gene Ontology annotation, biological process: respiratory electron transport chain; aerobic respiration; tricarboxylic acid cycle. Gene Ontology annotation, molecular function: iron-sulfur cluster binding; oxidoreductase activity. Gene Ontology annotation, cellular component: mitochondrial membrane. The annotation marks the transcript as partial. The transcript has 6 exons. Lineage: Eukaryota; Metazoa; Chordata; Aves; Passeriformes; Maluridae.
GCCCUCACAUCCCCACAGUCACCAUGUUGCCCUGGCAGGACCUGAGCAAUUUCUACGCGCAGUACAAAUCCAUUGAGCCCUACCUGAAGAAGAAGGGCGGCGCAAAGGAGGGCCAGCAGCAGUACCUGCAGUCCAUCGAGGAGCGCCAGAAACUGGACGGGCUGUACGAGUGCAUCCUGUGUGCCUGCUGCAGCACCAGCUGUCCCAGUUACUGGUGGAAUGGGGACAAGUACCUGGGCCCCGCCGUGCUCAUGCAGGCGUACCGCUGGAUGAUCGACUCGCGCGAUGACUUCACAGAGGAGCGGCUGGCGCAGCUGCAGGACCCCUUCUCRCUGUACCGCUGCCACACCAUCAUGAACUGCACCCGCACCUGCCCCAAGGUAUGGCCCGACCCCAAAAACAGCAUGGAAUGGUCUGGGAGGGACAGGGCAUGGGGCACUGCCACCCCUGCUACUGUCAGGGACACCCAGCACUGCCACCCAUGGCUUGGGUCCCUCCCAACCUUACAAGGAAGCACAGUGUCAGCUCAAUUCCAGGUUUUGGGGGAGAAAAAGGAGCAGCAGCAGCAGAUUUGGGAGUUCACUACAGCUUUAGUCCAUCCUGUAAGGAUGGGAGGGCACCAGCAGCUCAAUUCCAUUCCCGUCCUGGUCCCAUCCCAGUGUCCCGGAGUUCUCGUUCCCGGUGCCAGCCCCCUCCCGGUGUUGCAGGACCCCUUCGGGCAGUGCUUCACCACCAAGGUGCUCUCGGAGCCGCUGGGCGAGGCCAGCAGCCUGGAGCUGCAGCCCGGCGGGGCCCGGCCCGAGGAUCGGCGCAGCAGCAUCGCUGUGGGGGUGGCGGAGGACGAGGAGAGCCAGGACACGGCRCGGCUGCACCACACGGACGAGGUGAUCGAGGGGAGGAGGAUCUAUGGCCCCAACCUCAUCGAGGUUCCCGUCAAGUCCUACGGCCGGCUCCUG